Messenger RNA from Colletotrichum truncatum, 2796 nucleotides. RefSeq names its product cell polarity protein. Gene Ontology annotation, cellular component: cell cortex of growing cell tip; actomyosin contractile ring. Gene Ontology annotation, molecular function: MAP kinase scaffold activity. Lineage: Eukaryota; Fungi; Ascomycota; Sordariomycetes; Glomerellales; Glomerellaceae. The record is from RefSeq and is a predicted model, not a curated record.
AUGAAUGGUCGCAAUGCGCCUCUCUCACCUGUCUCUCUAGGCGGAAGCGAAUGGUCUGUUGGCAAAUACCAACCCAUCAACGAAGACCCCUACGCAAAUAACCGUGGCAACAUCGCUUCACCCCCGAAUUCCGGAGGCUCCAACGGGGCCAUGAAUGGUUCUUUCCCUCCCGGCCCGCGGAGCGCCGGCGGUCCGUCACCGCCGCCGUCUGUCGGCAGAUCCAGUAAUGGUACCAAUUUGUAUGCGAGGAGUGAAAGCGGAAGGAGUAUUCGUGAAGAACAAGCCGAGGGCAUCCUGGGAGAGCACUACGUUGCCUUGAAGAAUUUUCUAAAUGGCGGACAAGGAGGACGGCCCACGCCUCCUAACAAGGCCCGCGACAAGUUGCUGCGACUUUCGCCUGUCCAGUUCCUCGAGCUCAGUACCGAUGUGUACGACGAACUGAUACGGAGGCAAUCCCUAGGCCGCCGACCCUCUGGCCCAGGGGCUCAAAACCCUCCCCCUUAUCUACUACCAGAACCCAAUUUCCACCCGAAACGUAACCAGGCGAGACAAAAGCUCUCUUCUCUGGGUCCCCCACGAUUCCGCGAUCUAGCGACCGACGUAUUUUGCGAACUCGAGAGGAGGUUUCCCCGCUUUGCCGCUGGAGAUAUCCCCAGAGUGGGUAGCCCCGUAUCGGUCCGCUCACAGGCAACCGUCAACGGUAGUCAAAAUGGCUAUCCACCAAGGAGCCAAAGCCGAAUGAGACGUCCGUCCGACGCCAGCUCAAUGAGGGGACCACCCCCUUCCGAUCCCUACGGCGUGCCGCCGUCGCCAGGCAUGCCCCCUAAUGGCGAGUACAACCGUCCGAUGCAGAAGCAGUUCCAGAGCAACACGAUUGUACCAAACAAAAGUACCAUGGUAGAAGAAGAUGACGACGGUAGCCCGAACGAAGACGACGGCGAGGCUUUUGGACUGGAACGGACGGCAACAAACCGUACGAGUAAGAGGAGCCAGGCUACGGAGCAGAGUGCGGUAGCAUCAGAGGCCGACAAGAAGCUUCUAGACGAGUACCAAUCACAAGUACGCGAGCUACGGGAAAAGCUCGAUGCCAUGGAGGACGUUAUGAAGAAGAAGGAUGACGAAAUGAAUAGCAUCCUGGACAGUGAGAGAUCACGAUCGACAGCUGCCAAUAUGGAGAAGAAGGAAUUUGCCGACCUUCGUCUCAAUCUGGAGAACAAACUGGCGGAAGCCCAAGAUCUGAACGACUCUCUUAAACAAGAGCUAGACCGCAUGAGAGACGACCAUGCAAGUGAAUCUCGGCAGCUGAGGGACCAAGUGGAGGAACUGCGGCAGUCAAGCAUGGCUGCAGCGAACGUCAGCAACGGCAAUGCGGACCGUGAGCUGCAGCGGGAGAAUGAGCAGCUGCGCAGGUCCCUGCAAGAACAACAACAGGUUACGGAAGAGGCGCGGCGCGAAGCCCGAGAGUUCCUUCGCGAGAUGAAGUUGCUGUCACAACAGAGUGGCUCUACCUGGCAGAAGCAGGAAGAGCUGGAAAAAACAAUCGAGCAGCUUGAGAGCGAGGUUCGCGAGUGGCGGAACCGGUAUGCGCGCACCAAGACACAACUUCGUGACAUGCGUGCCUCUUCACUCGGAUUGACCGUUGAGCAAGACGCGGGCAAGUAUGUGCGCGAAAGGGGCUUCACUCAGGAUAAUGGGGCAGUUAAGGAUGUUCACGUCACCAAGUUCCAGAUCGCCAUUGACGAGCUUCUCCAAAGGGCUCGAUCGGAUGACCCUGACAAGGUCGUUGACGCUAUGAAGCAAGUCGUCGUCAGCGUGCGACGGAUUACUAAGGAUAUCGACGAAGCGGCUCAAACAAAUGAGGACCUAAUGCAACAACGCUCAAAACUCAAGGGCAAGAUCUCCUCAUCCGCCAACAACCUCAUCACCUCCUCAAAGAAUUAUGCUGCUUCAGCUGGCAUCUCUCCAGUUUCAUUACUUGACGCCGCCGCCUCCCACCUUGUGGCGGCUAUCGUCGACCUCCUACGAACCGUAAAGAUCCGGACCACUCCUGCUGGCGAACUCGAAGACGACGACGACGGCACAAUUACUCCUGUCGAUUCCACCGGAUUCUUUUCCCCUAGGACUGCAUCACGGCAAGAAUCGAUAAUCCAGGAUACAGUUCCUGUGCCGCUGCCGUUGGGACAGGCCCCACCAUUCCAGGGCCUCGGCGGCAGAACCAGCAUGGACUCCUCCGCUUACAGCCCCAUCAAUUCGCCCCGCCAGUCUGCAGACACCUACAACCGCGGGCCUAAUGGACCUAACGGAAUGAAUGGCAUGAAUGGCAUGGGCUACAACAUGGGGAUGAACAAGACGGGUCCCUCGAACGGGUUUGGCAUGCGCCGAGACAACCAAACUGAAGAACUCAAGAUAUAUCUCGAGGAUCAGACCGCCAUCCUUGUCCAGAACAUCCAGAACCUCGUCGGCUCCAUCCGAAGCGACGCGUCCAUCAAUCAGAUCACCUCUGAAAUAAACGGUAUCAACGAAGUCGUCGGCAAGGUUAUAUCCGAAACCGAGGCAUCGGGCAAUGGUGACAUGAUUGGCCGCCUUGCUGCCUGCCGGGAGAGGCUUCUUGAGGCCAGCGAGCGCGGAAUGGAAAUUGAUCGUAACCAGGGCGCUGGGGCAGGUAACGACCGUGAGUGGAGGAUGUGGACGCAAACGCUGCCGCCCAUCGCUUUCGAGAUUGCCCGGGAGACGAAGGAAUUGGUCCAACGCGUUGACCAGAUGGUCCUUGGCAACGGCAAUAGCGGCUUCGCUUAA